Molecule: messenger RNA, 1125 nt
Organism: Phialemonium atrogriseum
Lineage: Eukaryota; Fungi; Ascomycota; Sordariomycetes; Cephalothecales; Cephalothecaceae
Exons: 2
Coding region: 147-968 (273 amino acids)
Source: RefSeq, a predicted model, not a curated record
GUCGCUGAUCACAUGAGCGAUGAGUCCUCUUCCUUCUUUUCAUAUGAGUCCUCUUCCUUCUUUCCACCUCUGACUCGGAAUCUUCGAUUCCCAGGUGACUCUAUUACGCAUACGAAAGGAGAAUUGAAAACGUCCAGAAUUUGGCCAUGAGUGACUCAAGCUUCCCCAAGACAGCACAGAACUCUGUCAAUAGACAUCGAGAACGAGGCCAUUAUGACGAGGAUACAAUCCACUCUAUCAUCAACGCCACGCCCGUCGCCCACGUCAGCUUCGUGCCCGACCCGUCGAACCCCGUGCCGGUGAUCCUCCCCAUGAUCGCCCGCAUCGGCAAGUUCAGGGACGAUGAUGCCCCGUGCUGCUACGUACACGGCUACGUCUCGGCACGCAUGUUUAGGCUGCCAGACCAACCCGGCGGCGGAGGCGGAGGGGGGGGCGAGGGCGUGCCAGUGUGCAUCGCCGCGACGCAGGUGGUCAACUUCGUCCUGGCGCUGACGCCCUUCAACCACAGCUACGACUACCGCUCGGCCGUGGUGCACGGGCACGCCGAGCUGCUGGACCCCGUGGCAGACCGCGACGAGAACCUGUGGGCCAUGGAGCUCAUCACCGACGGCAUCGUGCCGCGGCGGUGGGAGAACACGCGCAUCCCGCCCGACGACACCGAGAUAGCGUCCACGCGCAUCCUCAGGGUCCGCAUCGACGGCGCGAGCGCAAAGAUUCGCGACUCGGGCGUCAAGGACGACAGGAAGGACAUGAAGAACACCGAGGUCAGGGAGAGGGUCUGGACGGGUGUCAUCCCAUACCACGAGACUCUGGGGACACCGGUGCCCGACGAGAAGAAUCUCGUCAAGGAGGUUCCCGGGUAUAUAACCGACUACAUCCGGGAGCACAAUCAGCGUUCGCGGAGGGGCGCUGAGAAUAACGAAGGAGGUAUUGUGCGCCGGGUUAUUGGUUCGUUGCUAGGUUCUUGAGCUAUUGUGAUAAAUUAUCUCAUCACAGACAGUGCAUUUACAUGAUUUGUUCGCCUCUCCGUGUGAUUCGGGAAGUUCCUAUAGAGGCACCCACUUGUAAGCCUGGGUUGCAGGUUAUCUGAUUCUCCACUCGGCCAUCGCGGGUGCAAGGUUGGUG